UCUGGGAACUGCAAGAACUUGCAGAAGGAGAAGCUGCCUGAAAACCUGCUGUCGGACCUGAGCCUGCAGAGCCUGACGGCACUCACCUCCCAGGUGGAGAACAUCUCCAACACCGUCCAGCAGCUGCUGCUCUCCAAAGCUGCCGUGCCCCAGAAAAAAGGCAUCAAGACCCCAGCGAGGACCCCAGAGCAGCUCAAGGGGCAGCACUGCAGCCCUGAGAGCAGCACCUACUCGGCAGAGCAAGUGGGGACCCCGCUGUCCGACCCGCUGAGCACCCCACAGUCCGUCCAUGCCGAGACAGGAUGCCGACUAUCUCAGCCGGUCCAGGAUGCCGACUAUCUCAGCGGGUCAGAGGACCAGCUGGAGAGGAGUUUCCUGUACUGCAGCCAGAACCGCAGCCCUGCCCGUGUCAACAGCAACUCCAAGGCAAAGCCCGAGUCGGUGUCCACCUGCUCUGUGACCUCUCCAGAUGACAUGUCCACCAAAUCAGAUGACUCCUUCCAGAGCAUCCACGCCAGCCUGCCCCUGGAGACCUUCACCAAGUAUGUCACCAAUGAACGGGACUGUCCCCGACUGCUCCUGAGCGCCCUGUCCCAGGAGGAGCUGGCUUCUGAGAUCAUCGUCCUGCAGGACGCCAUCAACGAGAAGGCAGACAAAGCCUGGGCCAACUCACCCAUGCUGAGCAAGGAGGCCACCAAGUCCCCCUUCCAGCUGGAGAACCACCGGCCCUGCCUGGACUCUAUGGUGAAGGGUGCCUGGCCCAGCCAGGGUGACUCCAGCACGCUCACUGAGCCCCUCAAGCUGGACAAGGCUUCGGGGGCCAGCACAGGGAAGGACUUUAGUGAGGAGGUGUAUGAGGGUCCCCAGGUGGAGUUCACAGCUGCCGAAACCAAGGAUGCACUGAAGGACGCUGCUCCUCUGGCCUUCAACUCCAAACCCAGCAUCCCAGCAGCGACAUCGAGCGCAGGGGCCACCAGCUACAGCUGCUACUCGAACACCACCGCCAACUCGGUGGGGUCUGAAAAUGCCAUGGAGCACUUUGAGUGGCCGGAGGAGAGCCUGGGCGAGGCGUGCCUGCGGUGGAAGGAGCUGCAAGCCACCGACCUCCCCAAGGGCUUGUUCCCCAGCAAAUCAGUGGGCUCCUGCAAGGAGAAAAAAAAUGCCUGCAGCUUGGAUCUGUGUGACGGCGAACAGCCGGCCAAGAGCGAGCCAGCCCGGGACUUUGAACAGCAGGCGAUGGAAGAGGAGGAGGAGGAGACGCUGACCUACGAUGAAGCAGCAAAGGCAGACAGUGAGAGGUGGCUGCAGGACACCCGGCACUGCUGCUCAACCGGGGACUUCAGUGAGAUCCCCAUCAUCUCCUCGCCGGAGCUGAAGGAGUCAGACCUGGAGGCAGAGGAGUACUCCUCGCUCUGCGAGCUGGCCGGCUCAGAGCAGAAGUUGGUGACGUACGAUGCCUUGUCACCCAAGCCCCCAGAAAUG
This is a messenger RNA of Antrostomus carolinensis (chuck-will's-widow), 1482 nucleotides long. RefSeq names its product retinoic acid induced 1 (gene RAI1). Gene Ontology annotation, biological process: circadian regulation of gene expression; regulation of transcription by RNA polymerase II. The record is from RefSeq and is a predicted model, not a curated record. Lineage: Eukaryota; Metazoa; Chordata; Aves; Caprimulgiformes; Caprimulgidae. Gene Ontology annotation, cellular component: nucleus.